Molecule: messenger RNA, 558 nt
Organism: Phytophthora infestans T30-4
Lineage: Eukaryota; Oomycota; Peronosporomycetes; Peronosporales; Peronosporaceae
Exons: 1
Coding region: 1-558 (185 amino acids)
Source: RefSeq, a predicted model, not a curated record
AUGAUUAUCCGCGCUGUGAGUGACAGCGACAGCGAAGAGGAACUGCUGAGCGCUGCCCAGGCUGCAUCAUCUCCUCGUCGUUCUGUAUUCGAUCCUCCGGACGUCACUCACUCUUCAACUAAAGGCAAUGCCGCUCGAUACUCGUGGUUCGUGGCUUGUGGGACGCUAGUAUUGCUGCUACUCGUGGACUUGGCUGCUGUAUUCGACCCUUCUCCCGACGCCUUCGCGCUGCUUCCGCUGCUAAUACCCGCGCUCUUCUACCAUGAGACCAUCAUUCUUUAUCCCACUGCGUCCAUACUCAAUCAAUUCGUCGGCUUGGCGCUCGUCGGCGUCUGGAUCUACACAAGAGAGAAGGGUUUCGCUGCUGGGAGCUCAGCGCAAUGGCUACGCAACGCCCGCUACGGUCCGUUAAUAGUGGGCGCCCUAUUGUGUCUGGGCCACGUGGUGUCGUGUCUGUAUCUUCUCUUCGCGCUUCUUGAGAGCAACGGAGACCACACCAAGUUCUGGAUCGGGCGUCAGCACUCCAGACACAGUACAAGUCCCUAUGGACGCGUCUAG